AUGGCCUGGGAGCAACGCUACUAUCCACAUGAAACUCUCAUAUGUGACUAUGUUUUUCUAAUGGAAUAUCUCAUCAAGUCUACUGAAGACGUGGAUUUACUCGUUCGAAAAAGAAUUCUCAUCAACCAGCUUGGAAGCCAUAAAGCAGUGGUAACUUUAUUCAACAAAUUGUGCAAGCAUGUUACUCCAAUGGAAAAGAACCACUACUCUGAUAUUUUUAGGAAGCUCAACGCUUACAAUGCAGUUCGCCAUCAUAGUUGGAUAGCAAUUCUCAAACUCCAGUACUUCUCAACUCUAUGGAGAGGUGUUGCUACAGUCGCUGCAGUUGUCCUCCUUGUGCUUACUCUGAUACAAACCAUAUGUGCUGUCAUCUCCCUUUAG
Messenger RNA from Theobroma umbraticum, 381 nucleotides. RefSeq names its product UPF0481 protein At3g47200-like. Lineage: Eukaryota; Viridiplantae; Streptophyta; Magnoliopsida; Malvales; Malvaceae. The record is from RefSeq and is a predicted model, not a curated record.